AUGCCUUGCUGUGUGCGCCUUACGGAGUUCGAAAGGGAACAAUUAAAGCUGAGUAGGGAAAUAGAAAAACGCAUUAACCAAGAUAGAAAAGAAAAGCAACGUGAGCUCAAAAUACUAUUGCUGGGCACAGGCGAGGCUGGUAAAUCUACAUUUAUUAAACAAAUGCGGAUAUUACACAACAAUGGCUACAGUUAUAUUGAAAAGCUCUCUUUUUCUACAUUGAUCUUUAAAAAUAUUGUACAGAGCAUACAGGCCAUGACUCAAGCUAUGGAUAUACUCAACAUACCAUUUGCUGAUGAGGAAAAUAUUGUGCGUGCGGAUACGCUGAUGAUGCUUGAGCCUAAUACGGUUAGUCAGCUUGUGGAUCCUUAUUUGAGUGCCAUUAAGGCUUUAUGGGCGGAUGCUGGCAUACAAAAGUGCUACGCACGUCGUAGGGAGUAUCAGCUACUUGAUUCCGCUAAAUACUACCUAGACGACCUGGAGCGCAUAUCAGGUCCUGAUUACCUACCAGUGGAUCAGGAUAUCUUACGUUCUCGUUUUCCGACAACUGGAUUAGUCGAGCACACCUUUGAAUUUAAGCAGAAUAUAUUUCGAAUGACUGAUGUUGGUGGUCAGCGAUGUGAGCGGAAAAAGUGGAUUCAUUGUUUUGAUAAUAUCGCUUCGAUGAUAUUUCUGGCCGCUCUUUCUGAAUACGACCAAGUUUUGUUUGAAUCUCAUGUUGAUAAUCGUAUGCUUGAAUCAGUAGCCCUAUUUAAAAACAUUAUUAACGCGCCUUGGUUUAAAAAUGCUGUAAUUGUUUUGUUCCUUAACAAAAAGGAUAUAUUUGAUGAGAAAAUUAUGCAUUCAAAUUUAGUAGACUACUUUCCAAAGUAUAAGGGACCAAUAAACAACAGUGAAAAGGCUGCUUCGUUUAUACGGACAAUGUAUGAGGAUGCGGAUCGAAAUAGGACGAUUUAUACCCAUUUAACCUGCGCAACAGAUACAAAAAACAUGGUUUUCGCAUUUAAUUCUGUCAGGGACUCACUUCUGACUAAAAUGCUGAAGGAUACACUAGAAUAG
Messenger RNA from Drosophila busckii, 1059 nucleotides. Its product is annotated as guanine nucleotide-binding protein G(q) subunit alpha-like. The record is from RefSeq and is a predicted model, not a curated record. Lineage: Eukaryota; Metazoa; Arthropoda; Insecta; Diptera; Drosophilidae. Gene Ontology annotation, cellular component: heterotrimeric G-protein complex. Bases 1 to 1059 code for a protein of 352 amino acids. Gene Ontology annotation, biological process: adenylate cyclase-modulating G protein-coupled receptor signaling pathway. The transcript has 8 exons. Gene Ontology annotation, molecular function: G-protein beta/gamma-subunit complex binding; G protein-coupled receptor binding; GTPase activity.